Messenger RNA from Symbiodinium natans, 2193 nucleotides. NCBI's taxonomy places the organism in Eukaryota, Dinophyceae, Suessiales, Symbiodiniaceae. The record is from the annotation of a GenBank genome assembly.
AUACGACAUCGAGCCCGCGGACACCAUUAGCGAGCCGGGAAGGUAUAUCCUGCACCUGUCCAAGCAGAAGCAUUUCGUGGGUGUCCGUGUGUUUGAGGAUGGUUCGGCUUCCCUCAGCAGAACACACCGUCCCCAAGACAACCUAACAGUCGAUCCGGCAAAAUUGCGUCUGGAGGCUGUCGACAUCUUUUGCCUUGUAAGAACUUCAGGUUCGACAGAGGUGCGGGGUGGGCCGGUGAGUACUUCAGCUGACGUCUGCGGAGGAAAACACAUGGAGAUGUCAGCGUUGGAAUGCAUCGAGACCAUGACCCGAAUGGACAUUGUCACCGCCAACAGUGUGGAGAUCAUGCAGGGCACGCCAGAUCCUAUCGAGAUCACGGCACCCGUUCCAGUGCGACCAGCGCUCGCUUUCAUUCAGGAGGACGACUCCAGUGCAGACGAAGGCUUCUGGGAUGCUAGACCCGACUGGUAUGAGCGAGCACUUGUCGCUGCCCAAGCCAGAGAAGCCGAGGUUUUAUCCGAUAGGACUUCAGAUGAGAUGGACGAGGCAGGAAGUUCUUCGGAUGGCCUCGAUCGUUGCGGCGGCUCCUUUCCGCCAGAGAUCCUCAACGAGAUUGCCCAAUGUUUCUUUUCCAUGCAGUACUCGGAGUCCUUGGCGUGCGUGAACCGCUCCUUUCGAUCUGCGACACAAGACUCGUCUAUGUGGCGCAACAAGCUUUUGCCUUUGGAGGCGAAUGAAUUCCACAGCCGUGCUGCGGUAACCGCUGUGAGCCCAAUGUUAAGGGACGCCCGUGCCUUCACGAUCAAAGUCAGUCAGGUUCCUCUGUUCGAAGACCUUCCACGCAAUGCUUUUGUGAGCUGGAAGGCGGUCCAGUCCGGUCUCGUCGUGCAUUUGAACGGUGAAGGUGUCUGCAACUUUCAUUCUCGGAGCGACACCAUUCGAGGAGUCGGGGCUCCGGCACUGGCGAGACUCGCUGUGUGGGUGUACUUUGGCCGUGAUGUCGGCACCGAAGAGCUUGCAAUUCUCAGACCUGUGCCGUCAGCGAUCCACAGCGAGGCUCGCCUCGCCUGCGCUUUUUGCCUGACGUCUGGUUUUGUUUCGCAGCGUCGAUGGGCCGCUUGUCCUGGAUGCUACACCUGGAUUUGCUACGAGCACAAGGUCGAGUCGCCGACCCGGAUGUGCAGCAGAUGCACCUUGCAGCUGCAGGAUUACUGCGGAGGAAGCAGCGAGGCGAGUCACAGGUCCAGGCAUUUCGCCGACGCGAACGACUUCCUCCGAGCUUUGCAGAGCGGAGAAUCAGAUGGCAACGACACCAAGUCUCAUCUUGUCAUUCGUGAAGUUCUGAAUGCUCACAUGGCCUGCGUACGUGAACUCCCUGAGGCCGUCUCCCUGCUUCCAGAUCCCCGGGAGCGUGAGGUCAUGAGCAAGCGACGCUGGGAAAGACUUCUCCAUAGAGCCAGAACAAUUUUGGAUCUGCUGGAACAACACAGGCACAAGCUUCUCUAUCGCUUCUUGCACGCAGAGUCUGAGAAGCUCGGAGCAGACCACCUCGACUUCGUAGCAGACCUGGUCGAUCCCGAUGAGGUUGGUGCAGUUGCGUCGCAGUGGCGGCAGGAAGUAUGCGGACUUGCAGUCCGACUCUUGCACGAGCUGUUUGCUCACGAGAGGGAACGAGCCCGAGCUCAACAAGAUGUGGCAGGCGGAGCAUCGAGCACCGUCCUGGAAGCCGGGUGGCCAAGACCGCUGCCGAGCAUGCUUCAGAGUGUUCUUGAAAUUGAACAGCCCAACGACCCUUGCUUCUACAUGUCCGCCGAUCCAGAGAACGAGAGCACGGAUGAUCUUCCUGGGUGUCAAGAGUUGGCACACAGGCAUGCUCAUCCUCUGGACAAACGUCUGCACUUCAAGUCCGAUGGGCAUCAGUACUUUUUCGACGGUCGUGUCGUCAGCGUGAGUGUUACUGGUUUCAUUCACCAAUUCAUGGAAGACUUCGACGCUGACGUUGCCAUCGAAAAAAUGCAAUUUGGGUGGAGAUGGCCACGAGAAGAGUACAUGAAGUCGGAGCAUUCGAAUCCGCCGCUGGACCUCCUGGGCGCCAAGACGCUUUUGGAGGCUGUCGAACUCGACGUUGCACGACAUCUCAUCAGCUUCCUGGAAGAAGUCCCGCUAAACAAGAAAGCCAUCUGCUCCGAGAU